UCCGGGCGUUCGCUUGACAAGAUGGCGGCGGCGCGGCAGCCAGGGCCGCGUUUUGGCGUCUGGGCGAUUCCCGGCUUCUGAGGCGCGCGCGGUUUUGUCGCGCCGGCCCACCGAGGCCCAGGGAUGGGCUUGUCGCCGCCGGCCCCUCUGCUUUUGGGGCUCCUCCUGCUGCAGGGCGUCGUGAGGCCGCUGUGGGGGGACCUGGUUUUCAUCCCGUCUGUCAUCCGCAUGUCCGGCCCUGCGGUCAGCGCGUCCCUGGUCGGAGGCACCGAGGAUGUGACCGUGUCCCUGGCCCUGCUGCAGGACGCGGAGGGAUUAUUGCCAGUUCCUUCUUGUGGAGUGCUGAGCAAUGAGACCGGGGACUGGAGUUUGACGGUGACGCCCAGAGUGGAUUCAUUGGAAGUGACAGUGAGGUUGAAGAGGGAUCUGCAAUGGUGUGCCUCUAAUGAGACAGACUCCUUCUCAGAGUCCCCAUGUAUUGUCCAAACUCUUCUGGUUUCAGCAUCUCACAAUUCAUCCUGUUUAGCACAUCUACUCAUUCAAGUGGAAAUUUACGCCAACUCUUCUCUGGCCCAUAAUGCGUCAGGUGUGAAAAGUUUUGCACCCAGUCAGACAGAGAUCAGAACAAGAAAAAGGAUGGAAGGACAGACAGGAGAGAACGUGACUGUUAUUCCUAACCAGGUGUAUCAGCCCCUUGGUCCUUGUCCCUGUAAUUUAACAGCUGGGGCCUGUGAUGUUCGCUGCUGCUGUGACCAGGAAUGCUCAUCCACUUUGACAGAGCUGUUCCGAGAGGCCUGUUUCACCGGCGUCUUUGGAGGAGACGUGAACCCCGCCUUUGAUCGCCUCUGCUCGGCUCCGCCUGCGCCCGGAGUCCCGGACUGGUCCCCGCUGCUGUGUGUGCAGUCCCCCCUUGCCAACUCGCCCUUCCUGGGCUACUUCCACCGCGGCUCUGCCUCCUCUAGACAACGCACUUCCGUUGAUGUGUAUUUGCAUACGGAUGUGAAAGACGUUUCAGACUUUGGUUACAAACAAGGAGAUCCAAUUAUGACUGUAGAUAAGGCAUAUUUUACUAUUCCACAGGUGUCCCUGGCUGGGCAGUGUCUGCACAGUGCCCCGGUGGCAUUCCUUCAGAAUUUUGACGUUCGUUGCGCUACUCAUUUGGAAGUAUACCAAGAACGAGAUGAUAUCGUCAAUGUGAAGAUAAAGAAUGGUGCUAUAGGAGGCAUCGUUACACCAAAAGUAAUCUAUGAGGAAGCAACUGACCUAGACAAAUUCAUCACCAGUACAGAAACACUUUUAAGCAAUGGAUCAGCCCCCAGAAACGUGAAUGUGGAAGAACAUUAUCUUUUCAGAUGGAAUAAUAACACCAUCACUGAAAUAAAUGUCAAAAUUCUUAGGGCAGAAAUUAAUGCCCACCACAAAGGAAUCAUAUCACAGAGAUUUACGGUAAAAUUUUUAAGCUAUAACAGUGGUAAUGAAAAGGAAUCAUCUGGUAAUCCAGGUUACCAACUUAGCAAGCCCAUUCGAGCUCUGAAUACCAACAGGAUGAAUAAUGUUACGACUUUACACCUUUGGCAAUCAGCUGGAAGGGGUUUGUGUACAUCGGCAACGUUCAAACCCAUUUUAUUUGGAGAAAAUGCAUUAUCUGGGUGCCUUUUAGAAGUUGGGCUUCAUGAAAACUGUACUCAGCUCAGAGAGAAUGCUGUUGAACUGCUUGGUUCAUUAAUACAAGCAACUCAUGUUGCAACGAGAGGCAACUCGGAUUACAGGGAUCUUGGUGAUGGCUGGCUCGAAAUAAUCCGUGCAGACACCCCUGAUACAGGUGCAGACCCAUCUGUUAGCAGCAUGAAUGGCUUCUGCCCGGAUAUUCCUGCUCAGCUGAGUAUCCGCAUCCUCAUCUCGGAUGCUGGUGCAGUGGAAGGGAUUACUCAGCAGGAGAUACUUGGCGUGGAGACAAGGUUCUCCUCAGUGAGCUGGCAGUUCCAGUGCGGGCUUACUUGUGAGGAGAAGCCCGACCUUGCCCCUCUCAGUGCCUCCGUCCAGUUUAUUAAGAUCCCGGCACAGUUACCCCGUCCACUGACAAGAUUCCAGAUCAAUUUUACAGAGUAUGACUGUAACAGAAAUGAGGUGUGUUGGCCGCAGCUUCUAUAUCCGGUGACCCAGUACUAUCAAGGGGAGCCUUGCUCUCAGUGUGUUGCCAAGGGCUUACUGUUGGUUUCCUUCUUCAUAUUGGCUGUGUUCCUCAGUGACCCCUGGACCAGAAUGUGCAAAGCUUGGAGUUAACUAUCACCUGACUUCUUACAGAUCAUGGACUUUCACUUCAGUGAUUUGUUGUACUCCUCUGUGCCUCUCUGUAAAAUUUUAAUAAAUGAAAUGUUUUAUUUUUGUAGAACAUUU
Molecule: messenger RNA, 2397 nt
Organism: Equus caballus (horse)
Lineage: Eukaryota; Metazoa; Chordata; Mammalia; Perissodactyla; Equidae
Gene: TCTN2
Product: tectonic family member 2
Biological process (GO): cilium assembly; protein localization to ciliary transition zone; smoothened signaling pathway
Cellular component (GO): MKS complex
Source: RefSeq, a predicted model, not a curated record